This is a messenger RNA of Protopolystoma xenopodis, 282 nucleotides long. The record is from the annotation of a GenBank genome assembly. Lineage: Eukaryota; Metazoa; Platyhelminthes; Monogenea; Polystomatidea; Polystomatidae.
AUGCAUUUCACGUAUAGCCUCGCUUUGCCAAAAGGUGUUCUCAUCUCGGCUGAAGUGGACCGCCGUCUCAUCUGCACCCCCAGCGGGACUCGAACCAUGACGAUGCAGGAUGUCAUCUCGCUCCUCCGCCCCAUCCGGGCGCUCGUGGCAAUGUGGCGUAGCGGUCAGCGUGUCGAGAAGGACUCGGGUUCGAGUCCCGACCUCGCUGCGAGUUCGGGCGAGGUCGAAAGUGCAGUCCACUCGAGCCGGGGUGAGGGGACCUAUUGGAGCCGGUUCAUGUGA